Messenger RNA from Dermacentor silvarum, 4950 nucleotides. RefSeq lists its product as uncharacterized. The transcript is spliced from 11 exons. The record is from RefSeq and is a predicted model, not a curated record. Bases 3903 to 4904 code for a protein of 333 amino acids. Lineage: Eukaryota; Metazoa; Arthropoda; Arachnida; Ixodida; Ixodidae.
ACACAGCUGGUAUAUUACACUCUCGUGUACAUUGCGCGGCGUUGUUUGACGUUUGGAUCGGUUUAGACCGCAUGCAAACAGCACUGUAGUACGUGUGUCAUUAGUGCUAACAUAUCCAGCAUCGUAGCAAGGUUUUCGGAACCGAGUCCCAGCGUUCUUAAGCUUCGAGUGUUGGCGCAUGCUGACUGUGGACACGUGUACGGCAAAUAUGGCCAGUGGGAGUAAGUUUAGGUGAUGUCAUUCUUUGCUUUGCCUUGCGCAGAAAUUAUUGCAUCCGAUUAAUGUCCGUGCAUUGUUGAAACUGUUAGUCUAAUAGAGAUUCCACUGGAUGUUCUUGGACACGUGUGUGCGUUUCCCACAGCUAUCUUGAACAUAUGGCUGCACUGCCCAGAAUGACUGCAUACCGGCGCGUGCGCCGCGCCGUGCAGGAAGACCUUAACUUAAUAUUAUCUUCUGAAGUAGCAGAUUCGUGCCUAACUGAAGCCCCGAGUGGCUAUUCCACUACAGACGGUGUGGUAAGGCCGGCGGCUGAGUUGCUUCAGCAUUCAUUUUCUGAGAGUGGCGGUGGGCCUAGUUGCAGUACUCUUACUCCACUUGAACUUCUGGAGGCAGAUGUGAGCACCAACGACGUUCGUGCAUGUCUUGACAGCCCUCCGAGAGAUGGUGGGCCUUGUAAUUCAACUCUUGAACGAAUGCGCUCCUUAGGUGAUAAUACAUUGCCCCAAGGAGACCAGCCAAACACCACAGUUUCCUUCAAGGAAAAGCUGCAGGUCUGGUGCAUAGAGAGAGAUGUGCCCCAUGUUACUGUCACACAUUUAUUGCAGGUUAUGCGCUCACAUGCUUGCUUUUCUGGCCUCCCGAAAUCUGCUAGAGCUCUCUUGUCAACACCAAGGUUAGCAUGUGGUGUUAAACCAAUGGGUUCAGGCCAGUAUUGUCAUUUUGGUUUAACUGAGAGCCUUCAGGAUGCAUUGAAAAAUGUUCUACCUGUACCUGACCCACUCAUACUCCAUGUGAAUGUAGAUGGACUGCCUUUGACAAAAAGCACACGAGACCAGUUCUGGCCUAUUCUCUGCAGAGCAGCAAAUUGUGAAAGCAGUAAGCCAUUUCCAGUUGGCAUUUAUUAUGGCCAGUCUAAGGCUUUACAGCCUAAUGCCUUCCUACAGCAGUUUGUGUUUGACUUGAAAAUAGCCCUGCAUCAUGGUGUUGCUGUUGGAAGCCAACUGAUCCGUGUGGAACUUGGUGCAAUAAUCUGUGAUGCACCUGCUAAGGCUUAUAUUCUGGGCAUUAAGGGUCACAGUGGAUACUUCAGCUGUCCCAAAUGCACAACGGAAGGGAAUCAUAAGCAUGGUCGUAUGUGCUUCCCUGAACUUGAUGCCCCAUUGCGAACAGAUGCAAGCUUUCGUAACGUAGAUCAGGAAGAUCACCACAUUAUGGACACAAUCCUCAAGGAUCUUCCCAUUGACUUGAUUAGGCAGGUUCCACUUGACUAUAUGCACCUGACUUGCUUAGGUGUUGUUCGUAAGCUUCUGCUCCUCUGGAUUAAAGGAGAAAAGACCUAUAGAAUAGGGAAAAAAUCAAGAGAGUCUGUGUCAGGAGCAAGUACUGAAAUACGGCACUAUGUGCCAUCAGAGAUGUCUCGAAAGCCAAGAAGCUUGUCGGACAUUGACAGGUGGAAGGCUUCAGAGUUCCGGCUUCUUAUGCUGUACACUGGCCCCGUGGUCCUGAAGUCAAAGAUACCUGAUCAUCUGGCAGACAAUUUUAUGGUGUUGCACGUCGCCAUGAGCAUUCUGUGUAGCCCGCUGUCAUGCACUCAGAACUUGGCGUAUGCAGAGAAGUUGCUUGUGCAUUUUGUUAAAGUGUUCAUUGAAAUAUACGGUGAGCAUGCUGUUUCACUCAAUGUCCACUGUUUGGUUCACGUCGCAGACGACGUUCGAGUUCAUGGACCUCUGCAUGGUUACAGUGCAUUCCCCUUCGAAAAUUACAUGCCUAGGCUAAAGAAGUAUGUCAGAAAGCCUGAAAAGCCUCUUCAGCAGCUUUACAAUCGAAUUAUGGAAGAGCGAGCAUUGGCAAGCAUGUCCAGCAGACCAGAAACUUGUAUUGCUCUUGAUUCAGGCUCUGUAUGCUUCACAGAAAAGGAAAAACUGCUGAUGAGGCAUGAUAAUGGACCACUUCCACUAGGUUGUGUGGGACCUCAGUACAAAGGUUUCCGAUUUUCUCAAGACGUAACCAUAAAAGUGAACAAGAGGGACUGCACGUGCAUGCUAAAUGAUGACAGCAUUGUCAAAGUUGAAAACUUUAUAGUCUGUGCUGUGAGCCACAUGCCUUUGCUUGUUGGAAGGAAGUACCAGAAAUUGGAAGACCUUUAUACUUAUCCAUGCAAAUCCUCUCUCAUUAACAUAUUUUUGGCAUCCAAUCUUUCUGACAUCCACUUUUGGCCUGUUUCGGAUAUCGCACUGAAAUGUGUGAGACUUCCUUUUGGGAGAAAGUAUGCCAUAUUUCCAAUGCGACACCUGCAGUGAUUUCUUACACUUCUAUUUACUAUUUUUCCAUUUCUGCUUAAUAGUUCAAUGAUUGCUUUUAUUUCUUGCCAUUGAAUGAGUUUUUCAUUGUCAUAGGACAGUACUUCUCGGGUAUGUAGAUUGCUUUACCUGUAUUUAUUUUUGCUUUGCUCACUUUCUCUCUAUUGUGUUCUUGAUUGUACCAUGCAUUUCUAUGACACUGUUUUGCAUGCUAUAUUUUUGAAAAAAGUUACCAUGGGAUAAUGUUCCGCUCUCGAAUGCCUAAAAUAUUUCUUCUUAUAGUUGAGUCCUAUUUAGACAAUUCACUAUUAUAGAGGCCCUGAAAAGCUUUUUGAACACAAGAAAAUGUUGCCAAUCUGUCCUAGACACUGCUGUGAACCCAAUAUUACUGCUCUGCAUGCAGCAGGGAAUUUACAAUCUCGUGCAAAAACAGCAAAAAAUCGCUUACCCUAGCUUCUGCAAUGUCGUCUUGCAGUGUCAUCGCAAGCAACUGGACCCACCAACGCCAUUGGCUUAUUUCGUGAUCACAGGAGCUUUCUCAGUAAUUCGUAAUUGUUAUUUUUGAGAUAAGUUAAACAUAUAUGGCUGGUGUCUCAAGAAGAUAGGAAAAUCGUUUCAUCUUUGCACUGCAAGUCUACACGACAAUGAUGGCAGCAGCGUGCUGCAUAGCGUAGUCUACCGUGGCCGCCAUGGGGUCACGGUAGCCCUUGCACCACUGCGACAUUGAACUUUUGGGCGGGGCUUUGCCCUUUUGGUUUCUCUGCUGUGUAAUGUUGAGUGCUCUAGCGGAUACGGAAAGUAGGAUAACUGCACUUAUAGUUCCCAAACAUUUUUGUGGCAUGACAUUCUUGAAAUGUCCUUUAAUAGUGAGGCCAUUCCAUGAUUAGACAAAGUGUUUAGGGCCCCUUUAAGACUGUUGUCCUUGUGACAAACAGCAAAAAAAAAAUUCUGAAAUGUAUUCCUGGUCUAUUAUUAUGUCAAAAUGGGAAUCAAUUGUAUGUUUACAACUUCGUAUAUGCUCGACUUGUAAAACAGGGCGAUAUAUUCAGUUUUGUAUGCUCGUUGUCUUCCCUUUGAUGUCUUUGAGCUGUGGGAGGAUACUAUACUUCACUUUUUCCUUUAAGUUGACAGGUUUGCUGUCGUAGAAUUCCCCGAGGAGGACUGCAGCUUAGCAGUUGUUCACAGUUCAUGGCUAAAUGAAAAAAGAAAUAAGACAUAUUGGCCUACAUUGAAAAAUUCAUCUCAGCGGCGUAGAGCCACUGUUGAGGGUGCUGCACCAUCCCCUAGCUGGACACAAGCCAACUGUGUGGUGAAAUCCUGGGCUGGUAAGACACUUACGAAAAGGCGUGUGAGAAGCAGAACUUCUUGCAGUAUCACUCGGACAUGAGCUGCGAAGAGGAAUUGGGACGUGGAAAAAGAAAAAAACGAAGUGCCUUGGCUUCUGAUUAUAGCAGUGACCAAGAGACAACUGACAGCUCGGGUGAUGAUGCAAAUUACGAACCUCCCAGGCCACCAACACCGCCUCGACUAAUGACAAACAUUGGUGGCUAUGACCCAGCUGCUGCCCACGCAUCAUUCAAGACGCCUGGACGACAAAAGAAACGCUCUGCAGCCCAUCGCUAUGAAGCAGAUGUGACUUCGAGACUUAAUACACAGCGGUACCAUCGUGCUGCUUCGGCGAGUCCUGCCACUGAAAAUGGACAGCGGCAACUUUAUGCAGGUGCAUCUGUGAGUCCCAGGCCUCCGUUGGGAAGCACGGAUGGAUCAGAGACUGAAAGUGUGCCAUCGAGACUUCAUGCUGGACCAUCUACCACUUCCUCAGGAUUACGAACGGAUCCGCAAGUGCUUGCCUUUAUGGAGAGGAUAUUGUCUACGCUGAAUACAAUUAAGGUUGUGCAACAAACGCACACACAGCUCUUGGCUGAACUGAAGACAAGUGCUGCAGAAGUAUGCCCAGAGAGCCACACGCUUCCCGAUCUGCCAUUUUCGACUGCAAGGGACAUGGUUGAUUGGGAUGCCGAACUUGGGGUCAACAAGGAAGCAAAGCUUCAAAUGAAGAGACACAUGGUUGUCCAAGGUGGCGACACCAUAAAGCAGAAGACUGCACGCAUCUUGAAAAGCAUCAUGUCUUGGGAUGUGGCAAAGCAAUUUAGUUGGUUUGGUGCAAAAGGAAAAAUGAAGUUUUGCGAGCUGAAUGUUUCCAAGCUACUGUGCACCUGCCUGAUAGAAAAUGUCAAGCAAAAUCUGGAGGAGGCUACGUUGAAAAAUGUAGAAAAGGCAGCCAUGUCUUGGUUCCGCCAUGCUGCAGAACGGGCAGCAGCAGGGCAACAAAGGCAACGACCACUGAGCAGAACAUCAGAACAGGACAACGAGGCCCUCAUUUGAGACAGUGCUCCAUAAUUUUUGCUGAACUUUACAAUAAAUACUUUUG